AUGAUACACGCUGCUUUGGAGAGGUCAAAAGGAGCCAGCUCCAGUAAUGCUGGCACGUCCACCACUAGAGGGAGCUCCAACUCCGUUCCCAAUGGUGUGACUGGGAGUGCCAGGCCCCAGCCCGGCAGUGUGCAGAGGAGCCACACACCUGCAGUGACCCCAACACUGGUGCCCUCCCCAGCACAGAGCCCCGUCUAUCCAACAGCAUCCCUUCAGGCUGGACUGACCGAGGAGCAGGCGCUGCAGAGAGCUCUGGAAAUGUCGUUGGCGGAGUCGUCACGCAGCGCCCAGCCAUCGCUAAGUCCUCAGGAGCAGGAGGAUCUGGCUCUGGCUCAGGCCCUCUCUGCCAGUGAGGAGGAGUACAGGCGGCAGCAGCAGAGACAGCAGGUAUCCAGAACCCUUAGCGGGGAGGGGAUCCAAACCGUCCACCUGCAGACUGUCUUAAACUGUGACUUGCUGUACUCAGAUUGCCUCAUGUCCAGUAAAGCCUGCUAGUCCUCACCCAGCAAAUGUCUGUCUGCACACUUCAGGAAUGCUCUUCAGUCAAAUGGCAGGGUUAAUAUUUUCACAUCAAUCCCAUCAGAAGAUGCAUUGCGCUACUGUUCGGUGUGUCUACACCAUGCACAUGUCUUACAGAUACUGUGUGUGUGUCCUGUCAUUUUUACCAAUUGCCGUCUGUGUAUGUACAUAUAUUUGAUAUAUUGAUCAUGUUAAUUAC
Molecule: messenger RNA, 718 nt
Organism: Megalops cyprinoides (Indo-Pacific tarpon)
Lineage: Eukaryota; Metazoa; Chordata; Actinopteri; Elopiformes; Megalopidae
Product: AN1-type zinc finger protein 2B-like
Exons: 6
Coding region: 1-495 (164 amino acids)
Source: RefSeq, a predicted model, not a curated record